Molecule: messenger RNA, 864 nt
Organism: Kwoniella botswanensis
Lineage: Eukaryota; Fungi; Basidiomycota; Tremellomycetes; Tremellales; Cryptococcaceae
Exons: 2
Coding region: 1-864 (287 amino acids)
Source: RefSeq, a predicted model, not a curated record
AUGUUCCCCCAAACUAUCACCUACUUACUCAUUCCCCUCGUCCUCCUCAUGGUCUUCCCAAUAAUAUCCUUCCUCUAUCUGACAUUGAUCCCACCUCUUCUCGUCAUACUUGCAUUCCUCCUAGUCUCAUACGCUAUCUUUUAUCCUGUAUAUUACCUCUACACCCAUCCUCGUCUCAUCCCAGAUAUGCUCUUCAACAUCAAACGAUAUAUCAUCAACAGACCUCGAUUGAUACUUUCCAAAAUAGAAUUCAGUCUUCAUCUACGUACGAGAGAUGUUUAUCCGGGGAUGUACGAUCCCGGUCCGCCCUUUCCCUCACUUUGGCCUGAGGAGGAUACCGACCGAUAUAGUCGAUUAAAGAGGAUUGUAAGAUUAGUGGGAGUGGCGAUCAAGCAGUGGAUUUGCGAUCGGCUGGAUAUUCCUUAUGGGUAUUAUAAAGAGGAGAUCAUCGAGAGGAGAAAGAAGGAGAAGGAGGAGAGGGGAAGUAGAGGAUGGUUUAGUUGGAAGAAGGAUGAGUGUGGGUUGGUCGAUUGGGAUAAUAAGGGUUUGUAUGGGUAUGGACAUAUCUACAAAUCACUGAUGAACGACCCUCAAGCAAAUUAUGUUUAUUCACCCAUGUCCAUCUCACCACCGCCGCCACCUUAUACACUACAAGUCAGAUGCUCUUGCUCGACCACUUGCGAACUACAUCCUGUACGAUAUGUUCUCGAUCAAGAGUCGAUUCUACCUAAAGGGACAAUCGUCAUUCCGCCUCCUAUGGUUCAACCAUAUGAUGGAUGGAAUCAAAAUCAGCAAUCCAGAUCAAUAUCUUGGAAUGGGGAUAUGAAAGGUAUUGAGAAUUAUCCUGGAUAUACAGUUUUUUAG